Molecule: messenger RNA, 1113 nt
Organism: Eimeria necatrix
Lineage: Eukaryota; Apicomplexa; Conoidasida; Eucoccidiorida; Eimeriidae
Source: RefSeq, a predicted model, not a curated record
AUGCACCUCCGCAACGGACGCGUCAUCGGUCCCACACCACAGGAGACUCCUACAAAGUCGGUCAACAAGUUGCUGAGCGGGACACCAGCCCAUCAUCGCCACGCGACUCCGAAACCCACCGUGGCAGAGCGGUCGCAUGGGCAUAAGGAGACGCCCCCGCAGGAGACACCUUUGCCUAACGUCACGCCAGGGGACAGUCCCAUCGUCACCUGGAACCAAUUCCAGUCUGCAAUGAGUGUGAUUAGAACUUUAAUAGGGGGAGCCAGAGCAUCCGGUGCAACGACUCUUAUACUACCUGAAGACGGCAGCACUAUGAAGGCCUUUCUGAAGCGCAUCGAGCGCCAGUACCCCCAAAUGGGAUUGGAACCGCGCGAGUGGGGAGAUGCACUCAUAGACCACCUUGUGGGCCCGGCUCUAACUUUUUGGAUGUAUCUACAGGAAACUAUCGACCUAAGUAACUGGGCAACAGUACGGCGCAGGCUUUUGGAGCGGUUUGACAGAACAAUGUCACAGAGUCAAUUGUUAACGGAGUUAACAAAGGUACGGUGGAAUGGCGACCCGAAGGAAUACACCGACCACUUUGCGGCGGUGGCAGAACGGGGGUUGGGUCUAUCCCCCGACGAAAUCGCGGACUACUAUUGUGCCGGGCUACCGACAGACCUCCAUCUCCUAAUCAACAAUAAGGGUCACGUGAAAUACCAGUCGUGGGAACAAGCGGCAACCGCCGCAGCGCGGAUCUACGAGCCCAAGCAGAGUGUGCUGGAACUCCGAGAAAGGAUCAACCGAGCCAUUAGGGCGGCCGCCAAGCUAAGGGACAUGGGCGCCAGGAAAUUGAAAAUCGUUCUGGGGGAACCCACGCUAACUGCUUUGAGUGUCAGGGCCGCGGACAUCCGGCACGUGCCUGCCCUAGCAAAGGGGAAGGUACCAGACGUCCGGGGGAAAUCUGCAAGAAGUGCGGCGAUGUCGGACACUAUGCUCGGGACUGCCCUACGUAUGAACGAAGUCGGCCCGAGCAGGUGGACAAGGGCAGUAGAGCUCUCACCCGUUCUAGCACUGAGAAGACGGAACGAUCAAACUUGCGGGCCUAGGCGUGGGUGGAGACGAGCGUUCUAG